CCGGCGCGCAGGCGCGGUGACGGUGCGAUGGAGGAGCGGUGGGCUGGCGUCGGCGCCGCUUCGCCUCCUGAGGCCUUUUAAACACAAAAGGGACGCGUCGUCGCAGCGCUCUCUCAACCCGCGUCUUCCAGAAACAGGAUGGCUGUAAAUUGGAUUGGAAGCCUUGUUUCUAUUAACUGUGGAGAAACUCUUGGUGUAUAUCAGGGUAAAAUUUCUGCUGUGGAUCAGGCCAGGCAGACGAUAUCUUUGACACAGCCAUUCCGUAAUGGGGUGAAAUGUUCAGUUCCUGAGUUAACUUUUAGUGCAAUUGAUAUCAAGGAUCUUAAAAUAUUGGAGCUCCCGAAUUCACAUUUGACUACAGGCCUAGCUCAGUCUUCAGUGUUCACUUCUAGCAAUUUAUCUCACAUUGCUUACUCAUCUCAGAAUGGAGCUGGUAAAGGUGUAAAGAAACCCAAUUCUUCAGGAACAGCCCCACAAGCAAUUCCACGUCGUGCAGAGCUCAAGGUUCAGGAUCUGGUCACGUCACCACAGCAGUAUUCGAAAAGCUAUGUGGAUCGUCACAUGGAUUCUGCCCUCACACCAUCUAAAGCAUUUCGUCGAAGACAUAAUUCUUGGUCCUCCAGCAGCAAGAUUCCUAAUCAAGCUACGCCAAAGAAAAAUGGAGUGAAGAAUGGGCAAAUGAAAAAUAAAGAUGACGAAUGUUUUGGGGAUACAAUUGAAGUAAUCCUCGACACAGAUUUUGAUUUUGAAGGCAACCUAGCACUCUUUGACAAAGCGGCAGUGUUUGAGGAAAUAGAUACUUUCGAAAGGCGGAAUGGAACACGUUCCAGGGGGACUCCCAAUGAGAAGCCAACAAGAUAUCGCCAUGAUGAAAACAUCCUGGAAUCUGAGCCCAUUGUCUACAGACAAAUCACGGUGCCACAGCAUAGUGGUAGAGAAUAUUGCACUGAUUCGGGAUUAGUUGUCCCUAGUAUUUCAUAUGACUUGCACAAGAGGUUGCUGGCAGCUGCAGAACGACAUGGCCUAUCAUUGGAACGCAGACUGGAAAUGACUGGAGUAUGUGCCGGACAGAUGACACUAACACUGCUGGGUGGGCCUAACAGGUUAAAUCCCAAGAACGUCCACCAAAGACCUACAGUUGCGUUACUGUGUGGACCACACGUGAAGGGGGCUCAAGGAAUCAGCUGUGGGCGCCAUCUUGCCAAUCAUGAAGUACAGAUUAUUUUGUUCUUGCCCAACUUUGUGAAGAUGCUGGAAUGCAUCACCACCGAACUUCAACUUUUUAGCAAGACGGACGGCAAGCAAGUGGCGAGUGUGAAAGACUUGCCAGACACUCCCGUUGACUUGGUGAUCAAUUGCCUGGACUGCCACGAGAACCCAUACCUUCGCGAGCAGCCGUGGUACAGAGCAGCCGUUGAAUGGGGUAACCAGAACCGGGCGCCAGUGCUAAGCAUCGACCCGCCCGUGGGUGAAUUGGAGCACGUCAUCGAUGCCAAGUGGUCUUUAGCUCUUGGCUUGCCUUUACCACUGGGAGAGAGUGCUGGCCGCCUGUAUCUCUGUGAUAUUGGGAUACCAAAGAAGGUUUUCCAGGAAGUGGGAAUCUCCUACCACUCGCCUUUUGGCUGCAAGUUUGUCAUACCUUUGCACUCUGCAUGAUCAUGGCUCGGUGCAGAAGAAGAGGAAUGUACAAACACUGGCGACUGGCAGCGAGAAAAGUAUGGCGAAGAAUUUGAAGCCUUAAUGGACAACUGACUUGGGUUUAAAUGAUCUUUAUUGUAUAACGGAUUGUUUUUUGACGCAAGGAGAGCAGAGUGUCCUGUUGCAACUUGUGCAAUACCACAUUCCAGUAAGGGAUGGUUGUGCUCAAGGCGGUUAUUGCUUUGCAUUUUAGCCAUGUCCCUAUGCAAGUUACUGUGCUUUUACUCAGAAGGCUGCGCACAGUACUCUUCGUGACAUCUCUAAGUUCUUCAGCAGUGUUAGAAAGAGAACCAACAUGGGGCGUUGUUGAAUUGUCCCACGGCCCGUUGCUGUCGUGUGGAGAAUUUUCAUCUCAAACUUGAACAGGCUUAAUAACUGGGUAGUUAUUCAUAAAGGAGGACGAGACAUGGUGGCAUAGACUGUGUAGGAAAGAAACAUGGUGGCAGAGACUGUUUCUUUGUACCAUUUUAGAAUAUUGUUGGAAUAUUGUGUCAGUAACGAACAGGCUGAUGGUUUGAAAUAAUUCUAAACCCUGUUUUACAAUGCAGCUAAAAUUGGCGGAAUACUGACUUUUCAUCCUGCACAAGGUAUCAAAACACAUGCAUUACCAUCUCUGGAAUGCAGGAAUGGCAUUAUCUUGCGUAGUGCAGACUGGAAAAUAACUCCAGUGAAAAUGCAAUUUUGAAGGAAUGAAAUGGAUGCAUGAUUCUUUUUCGGACUUAAAUUGGAUGAAUUUUUUUCAACAGUAGUUCUAGCUUCAAACAUUCCCAGUCUUGAGGUGCCAUUUUGAAUGGAGUACCAACUCCAUUUCUCUGGUGGUCGAAUUUUAAAUCUAUCUGAUAUGAGAUGGCUUUAAGAAUAAUGGGUGGGUAUAGUAAGACUAAUCUGAACAAGGAUUUUGAGUGGGAUCCAAUGUUCAAGAUAAUCCUUUACCGUGAGCUAUCAGAUAUCAGUUUAAUGAUUGUGUGACUUUUGAGGGAAGGAUAAGGGUUUAGUUUUGUUUGCCAGCUUAGUUACUGGCAAGUACAGAGUGUUUCUGCACAGUUCUAAUGGGGGAAGGGGACAGCACGGAAUUAGUUUGGUGGGCAUUAUUGUAAUAAAACAAGUCCUUUCAGCAAGGAAAAGGCCAAAUGCCCAUCAAAUGCAGCUGAUAUGAGGAAAACGCAAAGGUGAGGCUGUUUUCAAAGUUGCAAAAUAUAGCAGAGCCUGGAGUCUAGCUCAAAAUAUAUACAAAAAACUGAAGCCAGCAGUAUAAACAGACCUUCUUUGUGCCCCUAAUCUAAUGAAAUAUUUAAUGUAACUUUGUUAUGGUUAGAUUAACAAAGAAUUGUGGUAAAUGGCUGAAGAUUUUAAAAGGUACCCCAGGUGGUUUGGGAGUUAUUCUUUACACUGACGCUUUUGUGUGCCUGAAUAUAUUGCAUAGCAUUGUGUUACUUGCAUUCUAACCGUGUGAUGUUCAUGGCAUUCAGUAAGUGAAAAGGUGGGCCAGUUUGUUGGUCAUGCUGGCUAUCAAUGGCACAUGACCCAAUCAACAAAGGCCCAAUAUGUAGUGUGGAUCAAUUCUUUGUUCCUCAAGUGUCAAUAACGUGCCCCUGUUACAGGUCUUGCUUGGACAAUCGUAACCUAUUCUCUAUAAAUUUAGGAAAUGGAGGAAGAGAAGCAAGUCCAGAGAGUGGCUUCUGAAUGUUUAUGAUAAACGCUGACCCCUUGUGAACUCCAAAUUGCAUCCUCUUGAAUGGCAUCCACAAUUUACCUCGCUUUCGAGACACAAAGGUAGUCUCAGCUGACUUAAUUUCUUAAAAUGAGUGCAGAGGGAUUUCUCUGAAGAUGCUACUUGGGUUUUCCCUCGAGUCACAGGUAGCAACACAUUUAUAAUGUUAAUAGUUGUAGAAACUGAUGAAGAUUCUUUAAUUUAACUUGCUGAAACGUUCAAAAUCUCACUGAGGUCCCCAAGCGAUUUUCUGUGGGAUGCCAAUGUUUACACAAUGUGUCCCUGCCUGUCUGCCCCCCUCUAUAGCACGUUCAUCUGUAUCCUUGUGAAGUGCAGUUGCAAUCACAUUUGUUGGAAGAUCACGGCUGUCCAAUACCAAGUGAUAAUAUUUAGAACCAGGUUAUCUAUUUGUUGAAGCACUGACAUUAGUUGUUUCUCUUUGCAUGCUUCCAUCUACCUUCAGGAACAAUGGUGAAAAGAUUGGAGGAAUUUGGGUAGCGGGUUUGAAAUCUUAACCAUUGCAAAGAAUUCCAAGUUAAUUUGUUUAUUUAGCUUAUUUUUUUUAAAUAUAUCAUACAAGAGCAGGUCUUUCAUUUUAAGAUCUUGCUAUCGUCUUUACCUUUAAGGGCCAACACACCAAAACGUUGGCAACUUUACUCGUGUUGUGGAUACCAAGAAUGUCACCAGUGUCAUGUUCCUUGCAGUGAGAACGGCAGUGUUUUCAGUGAAGAACCUGGUCACAUGCUUGAUAUCAUUUGGCCUCCCUUUCUCUUUCAUCCCUUUCAAAGUCGAUGCGACUGCAACAAUAUACCCCUUUCUACUAAGGCACAGAUUUUCUGACUGCCCAUCUUAUUCAAGCUUUCAAUCUGCUGUCGAGAUAUUGUUAUUGAGCCUCGAGUACAAUAAUAGUCUAUUUGGUAAAUAGUUUAUCUGUAGCAAUGUAAGGUUUGUGGGAAAACAUUCCCGUGCAAAAACUUAAUUGGCAGAUGAAAGCAGGGAAACAAAGAUCGCUUCCUGGAAAGUAUAUUUUUGAAGAAACAUUCAGAUUUUGUUAUAUAAACUGGAAAACAAAAGCUGUGAAAGGCUGUGCAUGAAAGCCUUUGCUCAGCGUUCCUCGUGAGAAAAAGUCUGGCCCAAACACUCUCAACGGUACGGGAUAUGUAUUUUAAAUGAAACAUAUGCACAAUUACAGUCGGAUGAGGCUUUUGUGGGUAAGGACUUUAAUGCCUGAAAUUUGGCCAACAGCCAUUGUCAACAAAUCUGCCCUAUUUUUAAGUGGUUUGAGAAAGCAUUACUUUAAUAAGCUUGAAGAUAGACACAAAAUGCUGGAGUAACUCAGCGGGACAGGCAGCAUCUCUGGAGAGAAGGAAUGGGUGACAUUUUCGGGUCGAGACCCUUCUUCAGACCGAAACUUCACCCAUUCCUUCUCUCCAGAGAUGCUGCCUGGUCCGCCGAGUUACUCCAGCAUUCUGUGUCUUUCUUCGAUUUAAACCAGCAUCUGCAGUUCCUUCCUACACAUUAUUCUUCAUACUGACGAUUAAAGAUCUCUGCACCACAACAAUUAAUAUUAUCCAGCUGCUAUAGCAGUGGAGUGCCAAUUUCCGUUCAAAAAUAAGUCAGAUUUGUGGAUAAGCUGCUUCAAAUAUGACUGCAUUAUCAAUGCAUCAAUGUCCAUGGCUCCUUGGUGAGUGGUGAGCAGAAUCAAAAUAUCCUGGUGCUUUUGGGGAAACGUGGUGUUCUCCAUUAAAUACCACCGUGUACUUCAAUGAACGCUCAUGUUUGAAGUUGCAGCAUCACCUCCUUCUCUUAUUCUCUGCCCCAGAGACUUGAGCAUAGCAUGCAGAACAUUCCUGACCCAGGACUAAUCUAGACAUCUCUGUACAGUUGUGAAUCUUUAACCAGUUCCAGAAGUGGUCAUUCCUAAAGGGAUGAAGCAUUUGGCCUUGAUUUGUGCUCAUUCAUUAAAACAAAAUUGUGCUCUUAUCUGCCAUAUGUAUGAAUCUUUCGAUGUAGUUACAGCACUGAUUUGAAGAGGCGGGCGGUUUUGUAGAAUCGUAUCUUCCUUAAAAUAGUUACUUUUAGUGAUUAUGCGUUCUAUCAACAUUGGCAGGAGAUGGUCGACAAUUUGAUUAUCUCUGCUGUAGUUCCUUGGCCUACUUUUACACAUGCAAACCAUUUCAAAACUUUGCUCUCUGGAGAGUUGCAAGCCCCCUGGCUUUAACCUUAACAAAUAUCCAUGGAUGACUAUUGACUGACUCUAGGCCUCCCAGGCAAUGCAGGCAGAUGUGACCCAGUUUGACCUUCGAACAUGUUUGUUUUUGCCAUUUACUUCGGGGGACGAGCGGGGGAAGAAAUGGAACAGGUUUUACGCACCUAUUACCACCCAGUUUCCUGCCAGGUGGACAAUACUAGUGCUCAGGCCACAGUUUAGAUUUAGACUCGAGUUGGUGCAGGUGAAGCCAUUAGAUGUUCAUUUUCCAAGAGCUCACAAAUUGGCAGCUUGAAGAGUUGCACGCCCAUGUUGGAGAGAGAAAAUGGAGGAUGCAAAGGUGGUUUGUUUGUAUGUUGGUGGCCAUCUUGUUGUCCAAAACCCGCCAUCUUUUACAAGUGCACGCAGUUGCCGGUCUUGACCUACUCGCUCAACUUUAUCGGGAACAGUUGCUAGCAAACUCUUCAUGGUCUACACUCCCCAAAGUAAAGUGAAAUCAUUUAAAACUUCAACUGCAUGAAUAAAAGGAUCAAAAUUACUGCUGGGAGAUAAUGCUGAAAUAUUGAUGCCAUAUAUUUCUGUACAAGGUUUAACCUGGCUACUGUAUCUUAUGAAACUGUCCUUGGAAUAUUUCAGGUCAAAUAUCUAUUGGUACAGUACCUCAUGUUUACAUUUUUCACAACUGGGGCACCCACCAUAGCACCAGUAACUUAUUUCUCGAAGUAGAAUGGCCACAUCCCCUCUAAAGUUAAUCACGCAUUCAGUGGAAACUCUUCCACCCAAGCUUUGGGAGUGUAUUUUGCUGCAUCAGUGUUUAAAUAUUGAGCUGUGUUGUUGGUGCCAGUGUUGCUUCACUCCCUCCUUGCUGUUAUGUGCUACUGUGGCCAACAGCGUUAAAACUUCUCUUCAUUGGAAGGUAAUUACUGAACUGAAUAUCAGCAAUAUGUAAAGAUAACAAGCAAAUUUAGAUAAUAAGUGAAGCAGAUAAUGUGUAAGCUUGGUUUGCAAAGUUGAAGCGAGCUGGCUUGUUGCUUCAGACUCCAGUACAUACCUCUCCAUCGUUCCAGUUUCAUUGCAUUACAUUUAACACCAGAAUCGAAACUGAUGAAUAACAUUCAAAGCUGUAGUAGUCUAUGGUAAUUAUAAGGAUACUACUUCAUGAGUAAUUGUGACUUCAAUAUUUUGUGGAUUUGUUGCUUUUAUUCACUGGCAUUUGCAAACUUCAAGUGUUAAAUUGGAAAUAUUUUCACCCAAAUAUGCUUUUGUGUUCUGGAGGGUAUGUGACUCCUCUUUGAUUACUCGAAGAAAGUGCUCAAUAAAAUUUGGAAUUUUCCAGUGA
This is a messenger RNA of Leucoraja erinaceus (little skate), 6957 nucleotides long. RefSeq names its product enhancer of mRNA decapping 3 homolog (S. cerevisiae) (gene edc3). The record is from RefSeq and is a predicted model, not a curated record. Gene Ontology annotation, molecular function: mRNA binding. Gene Ontology annotation, biological process: P-body assembly; deadenylation-independent decapping of nuclear-transcribed mRNA. Gene Ontology annotation, cellular component: P-body. The transcript has 7 exons. The coding region runs from base 139 to 1656 and encodes 505 amino acids. NCBI's taxonomy places the organism in Eukaryota, Metazoa, Chordata, Chondrichthyes, Rajiformes, Rajidae.